This is a messenger RNA of Achroia grisella, 2101 nucleotides long. RefSeq names its product SET domain-containing protein 4. The coding region runs from base 336 to 1712 and encodes 458 amino acids. Gene Ontology annotation, biological process: peptidyl-lysine trimethylation; peptidyl-lysine monomethylation; peptidyl-lysine dimethylation. The transcript has a single exon. Gene Ontology annotation, molecular function: histone H3K36 methyltransferase activity; transcription coactivator activity; histone H3K4 methyltransferase activity. Lineage: Eukaryota; Metazoa; Arthropoda; Insecta; Lepidoptera; Pyralidae. The record is from RefSeq and is a predicted model, not a curated record.
UCAAUUUCGUAUAAAAGAAAACAUUAAGAUUAAAUAUUUGUAAGAGGAUCAAGAAGAAACUAGUGCUUGAAAUAAAUUUACUGUAGUAAAACUGAGGUCUUUACUAUUCUAUCAGCAUAUAUUAAUUACGUCGGCCCACUAAACAAAACGCAGAAUGUGUCAAAUCAAAAGUCAAAACACCACGAUAAAUUUUUAUAUCGUUCAUCGUUGUUUAUUUUGUUUUUAUUUUAAUGUUUUUAUUUUUGUGUAAUUAAUAAUUAUCAAAUAUCAUAAUGAGUGACAAAUAAAUGUAAAUGGAAGUCUUCGAAUGUAUACGGUAAAAAUACAGCUCAAUUAUGGGCCGUACACAGCGGAAGAGAAAUCGAAAUAAAAUGCGAAAUUUUCGUACAUGUGACGACUGUAAGGAAAUUGUUUUCUUCAAUUCUUGGCUGGCCAAACAGGGGAUGCGACGGAAUAAUAAACUAACCCUGGCUGUGUUCGAUGACACAGGACGCGGAGUACUGACGAAAAAGAAGAUAAAACCUGGAGAAGAACUAAUGAAUCUACCAUUAAAUUUAACAAUCAACGUUACUACUAUUCUGAUGGAUUUGAAUUUUUGUAAUAUAUUUUUAGAAAACACCAAACAUUGUUUACAACAAUAUAAGAAUUCUGUGACAUUUCAAUCGUUAAUGGCGUUAUAUUUGACAUAUUUAAAGGUUCAGGGUUCAAAAAGUGAAUGGUUUCUAUACUUGGAGAGCUUACCAAACGAAUAUACCACACCAUAUUUUUUGCGAGGUGAUAUAUUAAAUCAUGUGGACACUGAUAUAUUAGCUGUGAUCUCUAAACAAAAAGAUAUUAUUAAUUCAUCAUAUUAUAUUUUUGAAGAAAUUUUAAAUAAUACUACAAGUAAUGAUGUAAUUGUAAAAGAACUGAAAGAAUGUUUUACGAUGUCUAUUUAUGAGUGGGCCUAUUUUACGGUGAAUACACGAUGUGUUUUUAUGGAUUUAACCAAAGUAAUCGAUUUGAAGAAUGUACAGACAUCUAUUUUAAAUAUUAUAUGUGAUAAUACAAAAAUAUCAUUAUGUCCGUAUUUGGAUAUGAUAAAUCAUAGUCCUAUUGCUAGGAACGAGACAAAAUUAGUUGUGAGUAGGAACAUAGAAAAUAUUAGAGUAGCAAAUUUGAACCAUGUCUUAUUUGCAGACGUAUGGUUUUCGAUUUUUACCAAAAACAUUUUUGAGCCAUACACGCAAGUAUUCAUAUGCUAUGGCGAUAGUCAUAAUCUGAAAUUAAUUACAGAGUAUGGGUUCUAUCUUCCCAACAAUGAGUUAGAUUAUGUAUCAUUCACUUUUGAAAGUGUGGACACCUUUUUAAGGUCUCAAGGGAUCAAGUUAUCGAAUGAUCAAAAUAUAUUCAUAAACAGUCAUGGUUUAAAUAAAGAUCUAUACAUCGAUUUGAAAGGCCUAAGUUACAAUUUUUAUGGCUUAUUAAUGGUUGUAAAGUAUUAUUAUAAUAAAACUGUUGAUGUCGGUAGAUUGCUGUACUCAGCGGCUAUAUGUUCCAGUAAUAGAGACUUGAAUGACAUUAUAACACCAAUGGUUAGAGAUAAGUUAAUUAAGCUUAAAGAAUCUGUUAGUAAAUUAGAGACUUAUGAGAAUCAAUGUGUGAUCACCAGUAAUUGUAUAGCUCUCAUGUGUCAGUAUGUUGUUAUACUUGAAAAGUUUAUUAAAUGUUAGAAUGUGUCUUUUUAUUUUUAUACUGGCUAAUACCCAUGACUCCCUUUACGUAAACAUUUAGAAAAAAAAUAUCUACUACUUUGAAGAAAAUCUGAUGUUGCAAUAAUAAUUACAAAUUUCCUCAACGCAUCCCUUAUCUGCUUUUGUGUGAAAAUUCAUUAUAAUCGAUUCAACAGUUUAGGUGUGAAACUAAGAAAGUAACUCACUUUUGUCAGUUAAUAUUUUUGUUUCAUAAACGAUUAAAAGAGAAACUGACAGACAGAGCUUCUCUUAUACUCAUUUUUAUAUUGUACGAGGAAUCGAACCCGCACAUCAGAAUGAGCGCGUAUAUUAAACCGUUGCACCACCGAGGUCGUACGAUGUAGCAAUGUAUCCUAUAUAUGUUCGAC